AUUUCUUCAGCGCGCAAUUUGUUAUCGGCAUGCCCACACGCUGUUUUCCCCGAUGUUACAGAUUUGCCCAUAUGAAACCGAAACCGUCCUCAAUUUGUCCUUAUAAAAUAUUGCAAUGAAUGAAAGACUACAAAAUGGUUUGCACAUAGUGGAUAAUGAAUGGCCAGCCUUGAAUGAGCUAGACAAAAACUCAGGAAAUGCUAAACGAUUUAUCACUAGACUCAAAUCAAAACAAAAGUGGGAGGAUUUGCCUGUUCAACUCACUUUUUCUCAGAUUCAAGGCUCUUUAGUGUCAGAAAACAACCGUACGGAAAACGGGUAUGGCAAUGAUGAGAAUUUGAAGGAAGUAGAAACAUAUAAAGUUCCUGAUUGCACCGAACCAUUAACAAAAUCAGAGUCAGGUACCUUCCAAAAGCCUCAAAAAAACUACCCGAACUCCCAAUGGUGUUUAUACGUCAACCCGAAUUUCGCUGGAGUCGAGCUAUGCUGCUUAGUUCCUCGACCCGGAUUCAACCCUCGUGUAUUGUCACACUACCGACACCACGUUUCACGGAGUCAACAAUGUGAUUAUGGUACUAAUGAAUGUAUGGCUUGCGUAAGCGAAAGGCUUUCAAGGAUCAGGAAUCAGAUAGAAUACUACUUCGGCGACAGAAAUAUCACCCGAGACCGAUACCUACAAGAAAAAAUGACCACUGACGGAUAUGUACCUUUAGAAGUUAUAUUGAACUUUCCUAGAAUGAAGCAGUUAGAUGCUUCGUCCAAUCUUAUUAUUCAUGCUUGCCGUAACAGCAGUGUUGUGGAAAUCGAUUCUGAAAAAGGACUUAUCAGGCGUCGGUUAGUCAGUCCUGAAUGUCAUACAGUGUCAGAUGAACCCACAGUUUCGCACACUCAAAAUGCACCUAUUUCAACCUCGGUCAACACAAUGAGUUCCCCGUCAUCUACAUAUGAUAACCCCCCUUCAGAUACUGCAAAUAUAGAAGUAACAAACCCGGCAUCCACCGUCUCAGGUGAAAUGAACGAUGUUAAUUGGAUGAAAGUAGAACGUCGUCAACGAAAUCGUCUGAAGACCCUAUCUUUAUCCAAUUCAAACAUUCCGGCUACGACGACAACUAGUCAUCGUCAGAGAAACGAAUCUUCAUGUUCUGAGUUCAGUGAUGUUGAUGAAGAUGACCUUUUGAAUUAUCUGAUUGUCAUCGUUCCUGAAAGAGCCGGUGGACGCGCUUCUGACCAGAACACUUCUAGCACGAAAGCACAUGUAUCAAAGCCAUCUCGGACCUCUGAAUCCUGGAUUGAUAAAGGUGAUUUUGAAUCUGGUCCACUUAAUACUACACCAUGUAGUGUUACAAGUGACAAGAGUCAAGCCGUACAUAGUGGAGUUGCAUCUUCCGAUUAUACUACCACUUCCUCCCGCUUUUUGGGUAAACACCCAUCUGGUGAUCGUCACCCUAAUCCUGAUUAUCAGUCUCGUGCGAAGAUUCAUGCAGAUAUACUGCAAAGAAUUCGAUUGGGACUCGAGGAUUAUGAACAAAAUGUGAAGCGCGAACGUUACACCUCUAUUUGCGAACUCGGUUUUGAAGAUGACGUUGAAGAUUCGAACGUCUCAUUAUUGUCUGAUAAGUCAUCCAGUCAAUCUCUUACUCGCUUAGAAAAGAUUAACCUUGUUUCACCGGAAGAUUUUGUCAGUCUGAAAGAAGCUGCUGCUUCUGGUUCAACCGAGCGACCAGUCUAUAUUUCUCAUGAAAAUAUUAACAGCCUAGAAGACUCACACCUAAAUUCAGGUCGAUUAGAAAGGACUAAAACUCAAUCCGUCACAAAUUCCUACCCAACAUUUCCCUUCUAUUUUCCUAACUCAUUACCUCCCGAACCGUCUCAACUAGUUACUAGUUCCUCAUGGAUCCCCUCGCAUCCUGUCCUACCAUUUUAUAACAAUUCUUCCGAAGUAUUAAAUUAUUCGUUGGACAUGGCAUCACUAACACCUAGUCAAGUUGAACAACAAUUGGAGGCAGAAAAUGCAGUGGCAGCCCUAGUUGCUGAAGUAUCCAGGGCUGCUGUUGCAUCUGCCUCCCAAAGUCAGAAGCCUGCGGUAACAGAUAAACCUAGAGACAAGCAUACCGCAAGACGUCGUAUGACCGGCUUUUAUCCCGCUAAAGUAGGAUCUACUGGUGCUCGCAAGCGAGAUGAAUUAGAUGUCGGAUUUGCGUUUGAUAUUUCAUCCCGACCUUCAACUAAAACCAUAAAAGGUCAAACCAGCUGCGCAACUUCAAACGCUACGCUUGAAGAUAGUCGAAACCGAACUCCAAAAACACUCAUAUCUAUGACGAGUGAUGUUAGUACAUCUGGAACUACUGUAAUCAUAAGUACUGCACAUGCAACUGAAGAUGAUAAUGAGUCCAACUGUACACCAAAUGAACCUAUAAAAACUAGCCAGUCUCAGUUUUCCGUUCAUAAACAAACUCCUUAUACUUUCGGAAACCAUAUGAGUCAAUCGUAUAUUAGAGCUAGUGGUUUAACCUCUCGCGAAUACUUCCGCUAUCGUGCUGCCUGUCUGUUAGAUCGUGAAAAGUCAGGCGCAGGACAGUCACAGGAAAUGAACACAUUGUAUAGAUUCUGGUCAUUCUUUUUACGGGACAACUUCUUUCAUGGUAUGUACAAGGAAUUCAAACGCUUGGCUCUCGAAGAUGAAGCAUCUGGUUACCGAUAUGGAUUGGAAUGCUUGUUUCGGUUUUACUCGUAUGGUUUGGAGCGCCGUUUCAAAUGGUCUCUAUAUAAGGACUUCCAGGAACAAACCCUAAGAGACUACAAAAAUGGACAUCUUUAUGGGUUAGAAAAAUUUUGGGCUUUUUUAUAUUACAGUGGACGCAAAGUAGAAGUCAAUCAUACACUAAAAGAAUUGCUACAGAAAUACAGAACCAUUGAAGACUUUCGUGUCAAUUUUGAAGUUCCUGAUGGAUUUUAUGGUUAUCGCAAAAGACUUCCCUCUACAUCAGCUUCCGUGCCUUCAAAUAUUUCCUCCGAUUUAUCUAUUCAAGCUACUUCUGUUUGAGUAAUGUGUUAAUUACGAUAUUCCUACUGCAACCGGUUGGGUGACCAAUUUUCUACUAGCUAAAGAUACCUUGUCCUAUUUGUAUUUAAUUCAUUCUCUUGAUAAGUGUAUCAUUCAAUAUUCACCAGUAAUCCUAAACAACACUGAUGCGAUGCAAUUCACUGUCAAGACGUUUUUGAAAUUUUGUUAUUAUCUCUGCGAGUUAUGCGUGAUUAAUUAAUAAUCACACCUCGCCAAUCUAUUCUUAUUCAGUAUAUUUUUCCAAUAUAUGGCUUCCACUUUUUGAAUUAGUGUUUAAAUUUUUGUAUACACUUUUUCGUUUACUUAUGUGAUAAUACUACCGUACAAUUUUAUUCUAAAACUUAUUAUCUUUUUGGAUACAAAUAAACCCUUGUUGUGCAAAAUAGCAACAGUUGCAAAUUCAAAUCAUGCUGUUUUUUCCUUAUAAAAUGUCACGUAAAGUUUGACUUUUGUUAGGUGACAAAUUGUUUAAUUACAUACCUAUUGCACAUUUUAA
Schistosoma turkestanicum is the source of this 3560-nucleotide messenger RNA. NCBI's taxonomy places the organism in Eukaryota, Metazoa, Platyhelminthes, Trematoda, Strigeidida, Schistosomatidae. The record is from the annotation of a GenBank genome assembly.